Molecule: messenger RNA, 1168 nt
Organism: Prunus dulcis (almond)
Lineage: Eukaryota; Viridiplantae; Streptophyta; Magnoliopsida; Rosales; Rosaceae
Product: serine acetyltransferase 5
Exons: 2
Coding region: 188-1051 (287 amino acids)
Cellular component (GO): cytoplasm; cytosol
Molecular function (GO): L-serine O-acetyltransferase activity
Source: RefSeq, a predicted model, not a curated record
GUCCGUUUUUGGGUUUUAAAGAUCCUACGCCACCUGAUUUUUCCCUAAAGCAACCCAUGUAUUUAAUUGAACCACACAAAACACAAAUAUAAUAAACAACCACAUAUCCCCUAGUUCCACAAACCACCAUUUCUCCACUGCUCUCCGCUAUCGUGCGCCGUAGAGGCGAUAAACAUCAACGGAUAAGAUGCCAGCCGGCGAGCUCCGACACACAGGGUCGUCCUCCGAAGUCGAAGGCGAGGCGUGGGUGUGGGCCCAGAUCAAAGCCGAGGCGCGCCUCGACGCCGAGGCCGAACCGGCUCUGGCCAGCUACCUCUACUCUACGAUACUCUCCCACUCGUCGUUGAAGCGAUCCCUGUCGUUUCACUUGGGGAACAAGCUCUGCUCCUCCACUCUCCUCUCCACGCUCCUCUACGACCUCUUUCUCAACACCUUCUCCUCCGACCCCUCUCUGCUCGCCGCAGCCGUUGCCGAUCUCCGCGCCGCCCACGAGCGCGACCCCGCCUGCGUCUCAUUCUCCCACUGCUUGCUCAAUUACAAGGGCUUCUUAGCCUGUCAGGCUCAUCGAGUGGCGCACAAGCUGUGGAUCCAGUCACGCAGGCCCUUGGCGCUUGCGCUGCAUUCGCGGAUCGCCGACGUGUUCGCGGUGGACAUACACCCGGCGGCGAGGAUCGGAAAGGGGGUGCUGUUCGACCACGCCACCGGGGUGGUGGUGGGGGAGACGGCGGUGAUCGGAAACAACGUGUCGAUACUUCACCACGUGACGCUGGGUGGGACCGGCAAGGCCGGCGGAGAUCGGCACCCGAAGAUCGGCGAUGGGGUUUUGAUCGGCGCGAGCGCGACGAUUCUAGGGAAUGUGAAGAUAGGGGAGGGGGCGAAGAUCGGGGCCGGAUCGGUGGUGUUGAUUGAUGUGCCGCCAAGCACGACGGCGGUUGGGAAUCCGGCGAGGUUGGUUGGCGGGAAGGAACGGCCGUCGAAGCUUGAGGAUGUGCCUGGCGAGUCCAUGGACCAUACGUCGUUUAUUUCCGAGUGGUCUGACUAUAUUAUAUAAGAAUGAGAGUUGUGAACUUGUGAUAGUUAUGUUAGUUGUUUAUCGUUAUGCUUUGUUUUUGUACUUUGUUUUCUUCUUCUCUUAAAAAGGAGAUUAUCUAAACCUUGUUGAGCCUUG